AUGGAUGUGGAGUCUUUGAUAUCAGCCGUGUUUCGAAAACCUGCAAUUUGGGACAAAAGAAGGAAAGACCACGCAAACCGCAACGUUGUGAAUCGUGCUUGGAAAGAAAUUAGGGAAGAGCUGAAACAUGAUGAAACUGCACUGACGAACAAAUGGAAGUCCCUGCGAGACUACUUUGCGACAGAAUACAAUAAAAGGUCUGUGCCAAGAUCAGGAGACGCUGCAAGCAAUCGUCCACAAUCAAAGUGGCAGUUUUUCAAUCAGCUUCUCUUUUUGAAAGAUAUUGUUGCGCCAAGAACUUCAUUCGACUCCCUAGAUCUGGAUAUCUUUGAAGGUAAUCAACCAAGCCCGGGGAUUGCGGAUGAGUCUGCAACAGAAGUAUCCACCCAGGGCAGCAAUGUGGAAAGUCAAGGACCGGACACAUUUGACAAUCCUACAGCCUUUGAAGCACCAGAGCCUGGGCCGUUCCAGGAGUUUUCUCCGGGGCCUCCGUCGAGUAAACGUACAAACACAAGAGCAGGACCCCCCAAAAAACGCAGUCGAGACAGCUCGGACAGUUACAGGGAACUGAUAGAUAUAGAAGAAAGAAAACUUCAAUACUUAAGUCAAAAAAGAGAAAAUGCCGAGCAAACAAAUGAUGCUGACUUCCAAUUCCUCAAAUCAUUGUACCCAUACAUGAAAAUGGUCCCUGAGCACCUGAAACUCUGCGUUCGCAAUCGAAUACAGUCAGUUCUGCAAGAGUUUGUAUACCCACCAACAGUACAACAACGUUUACAAAGUCAACCUCAAGAUCUGGAUGUACGAUUGGGAGAUAGCACAUCGCCCGCAUUGUCUUACCAAAGCUAUAGCACAGGUUCAACACCUGAUAGCAUUGAUUCCUACACCACUCAGCGAGAUUCUCAUCAUUUCCAGUACUAA
Molecule: messenger RNA, 918 nt
Organism: Liolophura sinensis
Lineage: Eukaryota; Metazoa; Mollusca; Polyplacophora; Chitonida; Chitonidae
Exons: 2
Coding region: 1-918 (305 amino acids)
Molecular function (GO): DNA binding
Source: RefSeq, a predicted model, not a curated record